GUGAUUUUAUCUUUUGAAAACACUGGAGAAUACAUGGACAUGAAACAAGCUGAUACAACUCAGUAUGUGCCGAUGCUGGAAAGGAAGGAAGGCUCUAAAUACUCAGAUAUCCAGAGAUCUGUGUAUGAUCGCCCUGCUUCAUACAAGAAGAAAUCUAUGUCAGAAUCAGAAGUCAAAAACCUUCUUUCAGAUGACAGUUCAGAAGGCCUCAGCCUGCUGGAUUUGCUGAGCUUCACCUACCAAGUUGCACGGGGAAUGGAAUUCUUGGCCUCUAAAAAUUGUGUACAUCGUGACUUGGCAGCUCGUAAUGUCCUCCUGGCUCAAGGAAAAAUUGUGAAGAUCUGUGACUUUGGCCUGGCUAGAGACAUCAUGCAUGAUUCCAACUACGUCUCCAAGGGCAGUACUUUCCUUCCAGUAAAGUGGAUGGCACCUGAAAGCAUUUUUGACAAUCUGUACACAACAUUAAGUGAUGUCUGGUCUUACGGCAUUCUGCUCUGGGAAAUAUUUUCUCUUG
Messenger RNA from Tinamus guttatus (white-throated tinamou), 514 nucleotides. Lineage: Eukaryota; Metazoa; Chordata; Aves; Tinamiformes; Tinamidae. The record is from RefSeq and is a predicted model, not a curated record.